This is a messenger RNA of Exophiala aquamarina CBS 119918, 870 nucleotides long. RefSeq lists its product as uncharacterized. The coding region runs from base 1 to 870 and encodes 289 amino acids. NCBI's taxonomy places the organism in Eukaryota, Fungi, Ascomycota, Eurotiomycetes, Chaetothyriales, Herpotrichiellaceae. The record is from RefSeq and is a predicted model, not a curated record. The transcript has 2 exons.
AUGGCACGAUACAGUGAGCAUGCUGCCUUCAUAGCACAAAAGCCCGAGGCUGCCAUCCUUCGUCGAUUCCAAGAACUCCACGCAAGAAUUAUCCUGCUGUUACACGCUGACCUGUGCAACCUCGAGAAGGACUUGAAUGACAUCGUCCAGAAGGCGAUACGCCCAGACUCCAACACCACCGGGUCGCUAGUCCCGGAAGACCUGGACUUCGAGUGGAAAACGAUUCGAGAUUCUCCGACGCCGCUGGCGCAGGAACACCGAGCCAAGAUUGCUGAAAUCCAGGAGAAACUCUUCACGUACUAUGAAAAUCUGAUCCAAUCAGCCAAGCUUCGAAGGUUUGGCGUUGCUUCUGCUGCGAAUCUGGAAGUGACUAGGGACUGGCUUCUUCUCCAGCGCCCGUGGAACAUAGACGACAUGAGACCAUGGUUGCACGAGGAGGUUGAUCCCAAGGAGCUGUUGACGCUCUCUCCAAAGCUUGACGGCUUCGAUAGCUGGCUUGGCCAGAUCCUGAAGCCAUUCUGGCAUCAAAUGGUUGACGAACAGCCAAUGCUGCCAUCCCUGGCGGGGCAUGACAACACCAAGGCGCAAGACCUGAUUCUGAGAUGUGCGCCCGAGUCACUGAUUUUGGUAGGCAAUAUCUGCACGGUUUUAUUGUCUUCCGCCAUCUUCGUCUGCUCGGUGAUUGCCUUGAAUUUUACAGAGGCCACGCACUUUCGACUCAUCAUCAUCUUUGUUUUCACUGUGAUUUUCUCAAGCGUCCUGAUGUUUGUCGCACACUGUCGCCGGUCCGAGGUUUUUGCAGGCACCGCGGGCUUCUGUGCUGUUCUUAUUGUCUUCAUCCAUGGAGUGUCGCCCGGAGAGUGCGUUUAG